AUGUUCUACUUUCAGUGUGAAAUGAGUCGGCGUGUAAGAACAACAUCAAUAUGGAAAAUAAAACUAGUAGAAAAUGGAGAGUCUGCCCAGCCAGCAGGACCCGUGGUUGACCAGCAGCCCAGUGAUGAACAACCUCAGAAAGAGGAGUCAUCCACUGAGACUCAGAAUAUUACACCUCAUCAAGAGAAAGGAGAUGCAGGAGCUUCUGAGGUUCAAGGGACUGACCUGGAAGCUGAUCUCCAAGAACUGGUGAAACCAAAGACUGGGGGCGAGGGUGGAGAUGAUCCUGAAGUUCUCGGGCACACUUGUGCAAAUCUAGAGCCCACUGAAAUGCCCAAAACAGGUAUAUUACUAAUGAAGAAUGCAAUUUAA
Messenger RNA from Miniopterus natalensis, 372 nucleotides. The record is from RefSeq and is a predicted model, not a curated record. Lineage: Eukaryota; Metazoa; Chordata; Mammalia; Chiroptera; Miniopteridae.